UUCCUGAAGGAGGGCAGACCCGUGCCGUUGGUGGUGGCUGUGCUGUGGGGCUGCAGUGAGAAACAGACUCGGUAUUUUCUACUUCUUGGCUCUGAGAGAACUAUGCCAAAGAACAUCUCAAGGUAUUCUGACUGAUUCUGGCCAUUUCUGCUGACUCAUGCUGAUUCAGAGGAGCCUUGCUGUUCCUGUUGGAUUGUGUUGCCACAUGCUGAUUCAUGUUUGGUGUUUGCUAUUGGACUAGACUGCUGGUAUCCUGACAGCAUAGAGUGGAAUCACCCCCCCCCCCCCAAGGAACUACUUCUAAACACCUCCACAACCUCCUUUUUCUAUUCUCCCCUACCCCUGGUUGUUGAACCAUCUUCAUACCUGGUGUCACUGAGAACUCUUGGUUGGUUUGUUACCUGGAGAAUCCAUCUGUUCUGGACAAGAGAAACUGGAAGAAUAGGGCAGUUGUCUGUCUGAGCCAUACCAUCUGAAUUAGAGUGGCUGGUCCAGAAGCUAAUGAGUCUACACUGGAGAUCAGAGCUAGGGGCAUAGAUACCCUCUAUCCCCUCUCCACCAGAAAAUGCAACAGAAGAAUGGUGAAAUAAAUUUGAAAUGAGAAGUUUCUCCAAGGGGCAUUUCUGCCAAUGUUUGCCCCUGACCCCACAGGAGACCCACUGAAAGGUGACUGUGAAUCACUGAACCAUGGGAAUAUGGCUGAACGAAUCGUCUGUAGAUGGGUUCAUCCUCCUAGGCAUCUUCUCCCAGAGCCAGACUGACCUUCUCCUCUUCUCUGCAGUUAUGCUGGUCUUCACGGUGGCGCUCUGUGGGAAUGUCCUCCUCAUCCUCCUCAUCUACACUGACUCUCGACUCCACACCCCCAUGUACUUCUUCCUCAGUCAGCUCUCCCUCAUGGACCUCAUGCUGAUCUGUAACAUUGUGCCAAAGAUGGCAGUCAACUUCCUGUCGGGCAGGAAGUCCAUCUCCUUUGCGGGCUGCGGUGUACAAAUCGGAUUUUUUGUCUCUCUUGUGGGAUCAGAGGGACUCUUGUUAGGACUCAUGGCUUAUGAUCGCUAUGUGGCCAUUAGCCACCCACUUCACUAUCCCAUUCUCAUGAGCCAAAAGGUCUGUCUCCAGAUUGCUGGGAGUUCCUGGGCUUUCGGGAUCCUUGAUGGAAUAAUUCAGAUGGUGGCAGCCAUGAGCCUGCCCUACUGUGGCUCACGGUAUAUAGAUCACUUCUUCUGUGAAGUGCCGGCUUUACUGAAGCUGGCCUGUGCGGACACCUCCCUUUUCGACACCCUGCUCUUUGCUUGCUGCGUCUUUAUGCUGCUUCUUCCUUUCUCCAUCAUUGUGACUUCCUAUGCUCGCAUCUUGGGGUCUGUGCUCCGUAUGCACUCUGCUCAAUCCCGAAAAAAGGCUCUGGCCACCUGUUCCUCCCACCUGACAGCUGUCUCUCUCUUCUACGGGGCAGCCAUGUUCAUCUACCUGAGGCCAAGGCGAUAUCGUGCUCCUAGCCAUGACAAAGUUGUCUCAAUCUUCUAUACAGUUCUAACUCCUAUGCUCAACCCCCUCAUUUAUAGCUUGAGGAACAGGGAGGUGAUGGGGGCACUGCGGAAAGGACUGGACCGUUGCAGGGUUGGGAGCCAACAUUGAAAAGCCAUGGCCUAGUGCCUGGUUGUGUUGCCUGAUGUUUGUAUAUCAUUGGUAAGUCAUCUUUGUUUUUUGAAUCUCUGUUUCUUUAUAGAUAAAACAGAAUCACGACAUGUCCCUCUACCACAAGGAUUUUGUAGGGACCAGUUCCAAUGAAUCUGAAACCCCAUAGGGGAGCACUGCUACACUAUCAUUGUCAUUAUUGAUUGUUUGUAACAUCCUUGAAUUAAACAUACUCUUAUU
Messenger RNA from Mus pahari (shrew mouse), 1875 nucleotides. Its product is annotated as olfactory receptor 56. NCBI's taxonomy places the organism in Eukaryota, Metazoa, Chordata, Mammalia, Rodentia, Muridae. Gene Ontology annotation, biological process: G protein-coupled receptor signaling pathway. The coding region runs from base 688 to 1635 and encodes 315 amino acids. The record is from RefSeq and is a predicted model, not a curated record. Gene Ontology annotation, molecular function: olfactory receptor activity; G protein-coupled receptor activity. The transcript has 6 exons. Gene Ontology annotation, cellular component: membrane.